This is a messenger RNA of Gossypium raimondii (Peruvian cotton), 1211 nucleotides long. RefSeq names its product probable ribosome biogenesis protein RLP24. Gene Ontology annotation, biological process: ribosomal large subunit biogenesis. Gene Ontology annotation, cellular component: nucleolus. The record is from RefSeq and is a predicted model, not a curated record. The transcript is spliced from 7 exons. NCBI's taxonomy places the organism in Eukaryota, Viridiplantae, Streptophyta, Magnoliopsida, Malvales, Malvaceae. The coding region runs from base 259 to 993 and encodes 244 amino acids.
CAAAAUCCCAAUCGAAAAAAUUUGGAGGAGCAGAACGACGCGCUGCGAUUCCUCCCUCUGCGAUUCGAUUGUUAGCUUCUCCCACUCUAUUUUCACAGCGGAUGCACUGUUCUCAGCUCGUUAAAUCUAAUGGAAAGCGAUUGUUUCUCAUCGACACUUUAGCUUUGGUUAGGAGAUCAGAGGCGGAAGGUGUGCCUUCGAAGCAAGCCGAGGCAAUAACAGCAGCCAUGACUGAAAUUUUGAAUGACAGCUUAGAAAAUGUGUCUCUUUCAGUUGUUUCCAAUACUACUUGCUCAAUUCCUUCCCUUCCAUUUCAAUGAAAAAGAAUUCAACCAUGGUUUACCAUUCUAUUUAUUUAGAAAAAAAAAAAAGACAGAGGAAAUCAGGAUGCUGAAGAGUGUUGGACCCAACUUUUAUACACCCUUUCUCAGUCUCUUCGAUCAGCUGGUUCUAGGAAAUUGUGUUUUGUUAGUUAAUUUAAGAAGAAUGAGAUUAGAGAAGUGCUGGUUUUGUUCCUCCACUGUAUAUCCGGGGCAUGGUAUUAAAUUUGUUCGCAACGAUGCCAAGAUUUUCCGUUUCUGUAGAUCGAAAUGCCACAAGAACUUCAAGAUGAAGAGGAAUCCCUGUAAAGUAAAAUGGACCAAGGCCUAUAGGCGUUUGCAUGGAAAGGACAUGACACAGGAUUCAACAUUUGAGUUUGAGAGAAAACGUAAUAGGCCGGAGAGAUAUGAUAGAAACCUUGCAGAGAAUACUCUGAAGGCCAUUAAAAAGAUUGAUAAAAUCAGAUCAGACAGGGCAUCUGACCACAUCAAAAACAGGCUUAAGACAGGCAAAGUCCAGAGGCAGAAAGAAGCAAGGAAGCAAUUGGAGCUGGGCAUUCACUUGGUCAAAGCUUCGCUCGCACUUGCACAAGAUUCAUCUCUUUGUCUUCCAAAAAUCAAAGUCAAUGUGUCCCAAGCACAGACAGAAGAGAAUCAGCCCAUGGAAGAGUGAAAUUGGUUCUGCUGUUCCUCGGCUUGGUAUUUUUGUCCACCAAAAUCUUAUGCAUGCAACUCGUGGCUUAAGUUAUCAAGAGGUUUUUUAUGUUGUGUCUAGCGGUCCAGAAUUUUGAUUAGCAUGUUCAAAUGUUAUUGUUUUGAGUAGCAUAUUUUGUAGUCACUAAUUAUGGAAAAGUCAUUAAAAACGGAUUAUCUUUGUUUUUCCCUUUUAAA